AUGUCAGCGCCGUCCAUCCCCAACCUUCUCUCUCUCCGGGGCAGAGGCGGUCGGGGCCGAGGCCGAGGCCGGGGACGCGGAGGCUCUGAGCCCGGCUCCAAAGCUGCUGCUUCCCACGAUUCCAUCAUCCAGGGAACCGAUACGGAUGCCGCCGUGUCCAGGCUGAGUGCUGUCGACCUGGGGUACCUGAGCGACCCGUAUGCGCGGUAUUUUGUAUCUGCGAUCGAUGGUCCGCCUGCAAGAAGGUUUCCCAUCAUCAACCGAGGAACAUACACACGCACAACAGCCAUAGAUACCCUGGUGCACUCGUUCCUUGCGGGAGCUCAGGGUGAAGGUUCAAGACAAGGAGUCACGAAACAGAUAGUGUCCUUGGGUGCCGGCACCGACACGAGGCCAUUUCGGCUAUUUACCCAGCAGGGCUAUCCACAGCUCAUCUACCAUGAGAUUGACUUCCCGGUCACAAGCGCCAAGAAGCUCAAGACGGUCGAAGCAGUGCCGCCCUUGGCCAACAUCUUGACCAACCGCUCAAGAGGAGACACCGAUGUGGACUGGUCGAGCCAGCCAUCCAACGGUCAGUACUUUUGCCAUGGGCUAGAUAUUCGCCGCCUGUCGCCUGCCGCUCAGGAAAAUCUGCCUGGUCUUCGCACCGACGUUCCUACCCUCGUCUUAUCAGAGUGCUGCCUCUGCUACCUCUCUCAAGAAGAGUCGGAUGGCGUGCUCGCGUAUUUCUCUUCCCGAAUACCCAACAUUGCUGCCGUCAUCUAUGAGCCAGUUCAUCUGGGAGAUCCUUUCAGCGAGACAAUGAUAUCAAACCUGGCGGCAAGGAACAUUCAUAUGCCUAGCCUCGAACGGCGCAGAGACGAAGGAGAUGAGGCAGCUCGGCUGAAGCGGUUGGGCUAUGAGACAACCCGCCAGCUGAGCAUCGACCGCUUGUGGAGUAAAUGGGUCAACGAGGAAGAGAAAGAGAGGGUUGACAGGCUUGAGGGACUCGACGAGGUUGAGGAGUGGCAGCUGCUUGCUGGACACUACGUUGUUGUCUGGAGUUUUACGGGGGACGGGUUCGAGGGAUGGAGGGGCCUUGGAUAGGCCAACUGCAUGCAACACUGGUAAAAAAGUGCCUGUUGCAAUGGAAAUCGAUGGCUUGUGCAUAUGUCAGGGACCGUCGCCUUUCACUCAUGACUGGAUGCCCGAGCCUGACCCAUGUUUGCUUUUAGGUACCGCCUGCAGCCACAAUGUUUGCAUGCAUAC
Messenger RNA from Trichoderma reesei QM6a, 1248 nucleotides. RefSeq lists its product as uncharacterized. The transcript has 2 exons. Gene Ontology annotation, biological process: C-terminal protein methylation. The record is from RefSeq and is a predicted model, not a curated record. NCBI's taxonomy places the organism in Eukaryota, Fungi, Ascomycota, Sordariomycetes, Hypocreales, Hypocreaceae. Gene Ontology annotation, molecular function: protein C-terminal leucine carboxyl O-methyltransferase activity. Bases 1 to 1086 code for a protein of 361 amino acids.